UCCUCUUCCACUGUCUCUCCUUCCCAAAUCCUCCUCCCUCCCUCCUUCCCACUCAAAAAAAAAAAAAAAAACCCGCAUCCUCUCCUCCUCUCCAACUCCAAUCCCCACCACCUCGCGUCACGCCGAUCACCUCCUCCUCCCCUUCCGGUGGAUCCCCGCGGCGGUUUCGACAAGUCCCGCGUCGCCGUCCGGUGUGGAGCGCCGUCGCGGCCGGUGGCCUGUAAGGUGCGGUGUUGUUGCUGGUGAGAGGUUACUGGGUUUUGCCGCGAGCGAGGUGCGUAGCCGCUCGCCUGCGUUUCGCGCGCUGGGUCUUAUCACUUUGGAGGCUUCUAGAAGAAGGUUUCUGGAGUUUUCUGGAAACUGCGCUGUGAUGCCCCCGCGACUGCGAGAAAGUGUCUCCAAGUUUGUGACACAGGCGUGAUUCUGCUUGUAGGCUGGGGUUUUGCAUUUUGGAGCCGCGGUGGUCUCGGCGGAAGGCAUGGGCUAGGCCCCCAGCACGGUUUCCAGGUGAUUGAUUGGUGGAUAGAAUUGUUGCCUGAGAGCAGCAAGGUUUGGGCGUGGUGACUGGAAGCAAUCACGAUGACGUCAUUGUCACGAACUCUAUCCCGGGGAGGGCCAAUGCAGCCACCGGGGCAGCGGCGCAUCCUCAGAACGCAGACAGCGGUAAACCUGGGCGAGCAAAUCUUUGACAGUGAGGUGGUGCCAUCAUCGCUUGUUGAGAUCGCGCCCAUCCUCCGUGUUGCCAAUGAGGUCGAGGCGUCCAAUCCCCGGGUUGCAUACCUCUGUCGAUUCUAUGCAUUUGAAAAGGCUCACAGGUUAGAUCCAACUUCAAGUGGCCGGGGUGUCCGGCAAUUCAAGACGGCUCUUUUGCAACGGCUUGAAAGGGAGAAUGAACCCACCUUGAGAGGAAGGGCCCGCAAGAGUGAUGCACGGGAAAUACAGGCCUUCUAUCAACACUAUUAUAAGAAAUAUAUUCAAGCACUUCAAAAUGUCUCCGACCAAGUGGAUCGUGCUCAACUUACCAAGGCAUACCAGACUGCUAAUGUUCUAUUUGAGGUUUUAAAGGCAGUCACUCAACAGCAUUCUGUUGAAGUUGACCAUGAGAUCUUGGAAGCCGCUGAUAAAGUUAAAGAGAAGACAAAGAUAUAUCUCCCUUUCAAUAUACUCCCUCUUGAUCCAGACAGUGGCAAUCAAGCAGUCAUGAAAUUUCCUGAGAUCCAAGCUGCCGCUGUUGCUCUUCGCAAUACUAGAGGUCUUCCAUGGCCCAAAACUUAUGAACACAAGGUUAACGAAGACCUCUUGGACUGGCUACAAUCUAUGUUUGGUUUUCAGACAGACAAUGUUUCCAAUCAGCGUGAGCAUCUGAUUUUACUUCUUGCUAACGUACACAUACGACGAAAUCCAAAGACUGAUCCACAAUCAAAGUUGGAUGAUAACGCGCUGAAUGAAGUGAUGAAAAAGUUGUUUAAGAACUACAAAAAGUGGUGCAAAUACCUUGAUCGCAAGAGUAGCCUUUGGUUGCCAACAAUUCAGCAGGAGGUGCAACAACGUAAACUGCUUUAUAUGGGUCUGUACCUUCUUAUCUGGGGUGAAGCUGCAAAUUUGCGAUUUAUGCCGGAAUGCAUUUGCUACAUAUACCAUCAUAUGGCAUUUGAAAUGUAUGGUAUGCUAGUUGGAAAUGUGAGUGCCUUGACGGGUGAAUAUGUGAAGCCAGCCUAUGGGGGUGAGAAAGAAGCCUUUCUGAAGAAAGUUGUUACUCCAAUUUACCUCACCAUUGCAAAGGAAGCUGAAAGGAGCAAAAGAGAAAAAGGAAAUCAUUCUGAGUGGAGAAACUACGAUGAUCUAAAUGAAUAUUUCUGGUCUGCUGAGUGCUUUCGGUUAGGUUGGCCUAUGCGUGCGGAUGCUGAUUUCUUUUGUCAACAUUUAAAUUCACCUGAUCAAAGAAAUGAAACCACAAGAACUGAAAAGCAGAAAGGAAAGGUCAACUUUGUUGAGCUACGCUCCUUUUGGCACAUAUUCAGGAGUUUCGAUAGAAUGUGGAGUUUCUUUAUUCUAGCUCUUCAGGUUAUGGUAAUUCUGGCUUGGAAUGGAGGCUCGCUGGGAAAUAUUUUUGAUCCUGUUGUUUUCAAGAAGAUUCUGAGCAUAUUUAUUACUUCUGCUAUUCUAAAUCUCGGGCAAGCUACACUUGAUAUAAUCUUUAAUUGGAAGGCCAGGAGAACAAUGGAAUUUGCAGUUAAACUGAGAUAUGUUCUAAAGUUCACACUAGCAGCCUUGUGGGUAGUAUUACUGCCGGUUACAUAUGCAUACACCUGGGAGAAUCCAACAGGAAUUAUCAGGGCCAUCAAAGGCUGGUUUGGAAAUGGUCAAAACCACCCAUCACUCUUUGUCCUUGCAGUAGUUAUAUAUUUGUCUCCCAGUUUGCUAGCUGCUAUUCUUUUUCUUCUCCCAUUUCUACGGCGUAUACUUGAAAGUUCAGACUACAAGUUUGUGAGGUUCGUCAUGUGGUGGUCACAGCCUCGUCUAUUUGUUGGUAGGGGAAUGCAUGAAAGUGCCUUCUCACUUUUCAUGUACACCAUGUUUUGGAUUGCUCUUCUUUUGAUAAAGUUUGCAUUUAGCUAUUAUGUGGAGAUCAAGCCUCUUGUCGAACCUACCAAGGAUAUCAUGAAGUUACCUAUACACACUUUUCAGUGGCAUGAGUUUUUCCCAAAAGCGAACGGAAACAUUGGUGUCGUGAUUGCGCUUUGGGCUCCAAUCAUUUUGGUCUAUUUCAUGGAUACACAAAUUUGGUAUACAAUCUUCUCGACACUGCUUGGUGGAAUUUAUGGUGCUUUCCAACGACUUGGAGAGAUCCGCACCCUAGGAAUGCUGCGAUCUCGCUUUGGUUCAAUACCUUUAGCCUUUAAUGCCUGUCUAAUUCCGGCUGAAGAAUCUGAUGCAAAAAGGAAGAAGGGUCUAAAGUCUUAUUUGCACAGUCGUUUUGAGAGGAAGCACACAGACAAGGAGAAGAUAGCCGCAAGAUUUGCACAGAUGUGGAACGAAAUUAUCACGAGCUUUCGAGAAGAGGACCUUAUAAAUAACAAGGAGAAGGAGCUGCUGCUUGUUCCGUAUGUGGCUGAUCAGGCUCUUGAGAUUAUGCAGUGGCCUCCUUUUUUGCUUGCCAGCAAGAUCCCCAUAGCUGUUGACAUGGCUAAAGAUAGCAAUGGCAAAGACCGUGACCUGAAAAAGAGGCUUGAGAACGACUAUUAUUUUAAAUGUGCAAUUGAAGAAUGCUAUGCAUCAUUUAAAAAUAUCAUCAAGGAUCUUGUACAAGGUGAACCAGAGAAAAGGGUCAUAAAUACUAUAUUUGCAGAAGUUGAAAAGUAUAUUGCUGAUGACAAAGUUAUUACUGAUUUGAAUAUGCACGCUUUGCCAGAUCUUUACAAUAAGUUUGUUGAAUUGGUAAAAUAUUUGGAGAAGAAUGAUAAGAAUGAUAGGGAUGCUGUAAUAAAGAUUUUUCAAGAUAUGCUGGAGGUUGUAACAAGAGAUAUAAUGGAAGACCAACUUUCUAGUAUUUUGGAGUCAAGUCAUGGUGGUUCAUACCAAAGGCCUGAAGGCACAACGACAUGGGAUCAAGAAUAUCAGUUAUUUCAACCGGCUGGAGCUAUCAAGUUUCCCGUACAAUUCACAGAUGCCUGGAUAGAGAAGAUAAAAAGGCUGGAACUGUUACUCACUGUGAAAGAGUCUGCUAUGGAUGUCCCCUCAAAUCUGGAGGCUAGAAGGCGUCUUACCUUUUUCACCAAUUCUUUGUUUAUGGACAUGCCUGAUGCUCCCAAAGUCAGAAACAUGCUUUCAUUUUCCGCGUUGACCCCGUAUUACAAUGAACCUGUUCUUUUUUCGAUAAAAGAGCUGCAGGAGGAAAAUGAGGAUGGAGUUUCCACCCUAUUCUACCUACAGAAAAUUUACCCAGAUGAAUGGAAGAACUUUCAGCAAAGGGUUGAAUGGGAUGAGGAACUUAAAGAGAAUGAAGACAAGAAUGAGGAGCUUCGUCUGUGGGCUUCAUACAGAGGGCAAACAUUAGCUCGAACAGUUAGGGGAAUGAUGUACUACCGAAAAGCUUUGGUUCUUGAAGCAUUUCUAGAUAUGGCCAAACAUGAAGAUCUCAUGGAAGGGUAUAAAGCAGUUGAGUCAACUGAUGAACAAUGGAAGUUACAGCGGUCCUUGUUUGCGCAAUGUGAAGCAGUGGCUGAUAUGAAGUUUACCUAUGUGGUAUCAUGCCAGCAAUAUGGAAAUGACAAGCGUGCUGCUCUUCCUAAUGCCCAAGACAUAUUACAGCUGAUGAGAACGUACCCUUCUCUUCGUGUAGCAUAUAUCGAUCAGGUCGAAGAUAGAGUGGAAGAAAAGAAAAUGGAGCCAGCUUAUUACUCAACUUUGGUAAAGGUUGCUCUAACUAAGGAUUCUGAAUCUACAGAUCCAGUUCAAAAUCUUGAUCAGGUUAUCUACCGGAUAAAACUUCCAGGACCUGCAAUGUUGGGAGAAGGAAAGCCUGAAAAUCAAAAUCAUGCAAUAAUCUUCACCCGUGGUGAAGGCCUGCAAACCAUAGACAUGAACCAGGAUAACUAUAUGGAAGAAGCACUUAAAAUGAGAAAUUUGCUUCAAGAGUUCCUUACAGAACAUGGAGUUCGGCGCCCAUCUAUACUUGGAGUUAGGGAACAUAUUUUUACUGGCAGUGUCUCUUCUCUCGCAUGGUUUAUGUCCAAUCAGGAGCAUAGUUUUGUGACUAUUGGGCAACGGCUGCUUGCAAACCCUCUGAAGGUUCGAUUCCACUAUGGCCAUCCUGACGUAUUUGAUAGGAUUUUUCAUCUAACAAGAGGUGGUGUCAGUAAGGCAUCAAGGAGUAUCAACUUGAGCGAAGAUAUUUUUGCAGGCUAUAAUUCAACUCUCCGUGGAGGAAAUAUAACACAUCAUGAAUAUGUGCAAGUUGGUAAAGGAAGAGAUGUAGGGUUAAACCAGAUCUCUAAGUUUGAGGCUAAGGUGGCCAAUGGAAAUGGAGAGCAGACUCUUAGCCGUGAUAUCUACCGGCUUGGACACCGCUUCGAUUUCUUCAGAAUGCUUUCAUGCUACUUCACUACUGUGGGAUUUUAUUUCAGUACUCUGCUGACAGUUGUCACAGUUUAUGUAUUUCUGUAUGGACGCCUUUAUCUUGCUCUCAGUGGACUUGAAGAAGGGCUUUUAACACAAAGGAGAUACAUUCAUAACCACCCCCUUCAGGUUGCUCUUGCCUCACAAUCUCUGGUUCAGCUAGGUUUUCUGAUGGCCCUGCCCAUGAUGAUGGAAAUUGGCCUUGAAAAAGGAUUUGGUCAAGCACUAAGUGAAUUUAUCAUGAUGAACUUGCAAUUGGCAGCUGUGUUCUUUACGUUUUCACUUGGCACUAAGACUCACUACUAUGGACGAAUGUUGCUCCAUGGAGGUGCUCAGUACAGAGCUACUGGUAGGGGCUUUGUUGUCUUUCAUGCUAAGUUUGCAGAGAAUUACAGGCUUUAUUCUCGCAGUCACUUUGUUAAAGGCAUUGAGUUGUUGAUUCUGCUCAUCAUUUACCAACUAUUUGGUCAAUCUUACCGCUCAACCAUUGCCUAUAUUUUUGUUACAUUCUCUAUGUGGUUCCUAGUGUUGACAUGGCUUUUUGCACCCUUCCUGUUCAAUCCAUCGGGAUUUGAGUGGACGAAAAUUGUGGAUGAUUGGUCUGAUUGGAAUAAGUGGAUCAGCAAUCGUGGUGGCAUUGGGGUGUCACCAGACAAGAGUUGGGAAUCCUGGUGGGAGAUCGAGCUAGAGCAUUUGAAAUAUUCUGGGACAAUUGGACUUUUUGUUGAGAUAAUUUUGUCCCUGAGGUUUUUCAUAUACCAGUAUGGCCUUGUUUACCACUUAAAUAUCACAGGCGACAAAAGUAUAUUGGUAUAUUUAAUUUCGUGGCUCGUGAUUUUGGUGGUAUUGCUUGUUAUGAAGACUGUAUCUGUCGGAAGGCGGAGAUUUAGUGCGGAUUUUCAGCUAUUUUUCCGUCUGAUUAAGUUUAUGAUAUUUGUUUCGUUCAUCGCCAUCUUGAUUGUACUGAUAGCAAUACUUCAUAUGACCUUACGAGAUAUAUUUGUGUGCUUUCUGGCAUUCUUACCUUCCGGAUGGGGAAUAUUGCUGAUUGCACAAGCUUGCAAGCCUCUUGCUCGGCGAGCAGGGCUAUGGGGAUCUGUUCGUGCCCUUGCUCGGGCAUACGAGAUAAUUAUGGGAGUUCUUCUCUUUACACCAAUUACUAUUUUGGCAUGGUUUCCCUUUGUGUCCGAGUUUCAGACACGGAUGCUAUUUAAUCAAGCGUUCAGUAGAGGACUGCAAAUCUCUCGGAUUCUUGGUGGUCAGAAGAAGGAGCGGGAGCGGUCCUCUCGCAACAAGGACUGA
Messenger RNA from Oryza sativa Japonica Group (Japanese rice), 6420 nucleotides. Its product is annotated as callose synthase 3. Gene Ontology annotation, biological process: (1->3)-beta-D-glucan biosynthetic process. Gene Ontology annotation, cellular component: 1,3-beta-D-glucan synthase complex; plasma membrane. Lineage: Eukaryota; Viridiplantae; Streptophyta; Magnoliopsida; Poales; Poaceae. The record is from RefSeq and is a predicted model, not a curated record. Gene Ontology annotation, molecular function: 1,3-beta-D-glucan synthase activity.